AUGUGUCUCAGCUCAAUUUUUUGGUUACCGCCCAUAUUACGGGGGUUUUCGCCCUCCGAUGUAUGGCGGUGGCUUUGGACGCCCUCCGUAUUACGGUGGCUUUGGACGCCCUCCGUUCUUCGGUCGCCCUCCAAUGUUUGGUGGAGGUUUCAAUCGUCCGUCGUGGAUGCCAGGUGGUGGUCCCGGAAGUGGUCCUCCGAUGGGAUCCUCGAUGAUACCGCCAGGCGCGAUGGCCAGAGGUUGAAGAAGGUAAAAAAGGGCAAUAGCGAGAGUUUUUACAAGUGUUCUACUCGAAAGUCGUGUUCCAGGCAGUUGCAGUUUGAAUUAUUCAAACAAUAUCUCUCACCACCUUGUCAUAUUACGAGUUGUACAGGAAUGUUUGAAUGUCUAAUAAAGGUUCAUUCAUUUAAAUUGUAG
Molecule: messenger RNA, 417 nt
Organism: Cooperia oncophora
Lineage: Eukaryota; Metazoa; Nematoda; Chromadorea; Rhabditida; Trichostrongylidae
Source: the annotation of a GenBank genome assembly